ACACCAAACAACACUAUGCUUGUUUAUUUUCUACUUUCUGCUACCUUGGUUCACACCGUUCUUUCCUCAGAGUUGCCUCAAAGACUAAAACUCAGUCACCUUUUCUCUCUCUUUCUCACUCAUGACUCUUAUUUAUACCAGUGAGAAUCUUCUUCUCCUCUCCUCUCCUCUUGUGCCAUUCCGUAUUUUUCAAAUGGCUGCAUUGUGACAUUGUCAACAGUUAGUGGGGUUCUGACUUCUGAGUAUUCUGAUACCUUAAACAGACCACAUGGCUAAUUUUGAGAGAGAUGAUGUGGCAAUUCUAUCAGAUUGUCAUCCCCAAGUAUCAGUUGAAGUCGUUGAUUCUGGAUUCCCAAGGCAUGUAUCUAGGACUCGAAGUGUAUCAAUUUCUAUUCCCGCGACACUCACAGAGCCAUAUGAAAGAGAUACUAAUCUUGUGGGAUACACUGGUCCCUUACGGAUUCAGAGAAUAACUCCAUUUAAUCAGAUGAGUGGUCCAUUGCAUGCUACUAAUAGACCUGGAAACCUUUCUCGGCAGAAUAAAGUGGCACCCGAGUCACAAGCAGAAGAAAGUAAGACAGAAAAUUUUUCUUCAUGCUGUGGCGUCAUGGGUGAAAAUGAUUUGCAGAACUAUGCUUGCAAGAAUGAACAUUUAGUUAGGUCUGGUCCACUGGGAAUGUGCAGUGAUCCAUAUUGUACAACGUGCCCAACUUACUUCAAGGCUAUUCAGAAAAGUAGUUCAAAUGCUUCGGGUAUAUUUAAACAUGAGUUUCGGAAUACUCUUUACGAGGAUGCCAAGAAUUGGGCGAGAAGACUUUUUACUUUCUUGAUUCCCCAUGUUCCUAGAGUUAUGAAUCCUCACAAUAAACUUGUACAACAAUGGAAUCAAUUUUUUGCAAUAUGUUGCUUGGUGGCAAUUUUUGUGGAUCCGUUAUUUUUCUUCUUGCUCUCUGUGCAGAAGAAAAAUAAAUGUAUUGUUAUAAACUGGGGUUUUACAAAACUUCUUGUUGCACUUAGAAGCAUGAAUGAUUUCAUACACUUCCUAAACAUUAUUCUUCAGUUUAGGUUGGCUUAUGUGGCUCCUGAGUCUAGGGUGGUUGGUGCUGGGGAGUUAGUUGAUCAUCCAAAGAAAAUAGCUCUUCAUUACUUUAAGACAUCUUUCUUCAUUGACUUAUUUGUUGUUCUUCCACUUCCUCAGAUAUUCAUAUUGUUUGUCCUACCAACGCACUUAGGGACAGGGUCAACAGGAGCAAACUAUGCAAAUAACCUUUUGCGUAUUGUGAUUCUCGUUCAGCAUAUCCCUAGACUAUGUAGAUUUCUUCCUAUGAUAUUUUCUCCAGCUGGAUUUGUAUUUGAGUCUCCGUGGGCAAAUUUCUUUAUAAAUCUUUUCACCUUUGUACUGUCUGGCCAUGUUGUUGGAUCCUGGUGGUACCUCUUCAGUUUGCAGAGGGUUAUUCAGUGUCUACGAGACGCCUGUGGAAACACACAUAUUCCUGGAUGCACAAAAUUCAUUGAUUGUGGACAUGGAAAAACUGAAGCAUAUCAAAAUAAUGAAAGUUGGAGAAAUUGGACAAACAAUGCUGUUGCAAGUGCUUGUUUUACUGAAGAUGGUUUUCGUGAUGGUUAUGGUAUCUUUCUCAAAGCUGUCAACCUUACCGCACAUCCUAAUCUGUCUACUAGAUAUUUCUAUUCAUCGUUUUGGGGAUUUCAGCAAAUUAGUACACUGACUGGGAAUUUAGUCCCUAGCUAUUUUGUUCCCGAAAUUCUUUUUACUAAGGCCAUUCUUGGGUCAGGACUGUUGCUGUUUGCUCUUCUCAUUGGAAACAUACAGAACAUUCUUCAGGCUCUUGGACGCAGGAACCUAGAGAUGUCACUUAGACGACGUGAUGUUGAGAAAUGGAUGAGCCACCGGCGCUUAGGAGACAAUCUAAGAAGGAGAGUGCGACAGGCUGAACGAUAUAACUGGGCUGCAACAAGGGGGGUGAAUGAAGAAAUGCUCCUGGAGAAUUUGCCAGAAGACCUCCAAAGGGAAAUUAGACGUCAUCUCUUCACAUUUAUUAAGAAAGUUCGAAUUUUUGCCUUAUUGGAUGAGCCUAUCUUGGAUGCCAUAUGUGAGAGGCUAAGACAGAAAACAUAUAUCAAAGGAAGCAAAAUUUUGUAUGAUGGUGGUUUGGUAGAGAAGAUGGUUUUUAUUGUGCGUGGAAAAUUGGAGAGCGUUGGCGAAGAUGGAAUCAGUGCUCCCCUUUAUGAAGGGAGUGUCUGUGGCGAAGAACUUCUGACAUGGUGUCUUGAGCAUCCCUUAACAAGCAAAGGUUGCAGAAAAGCAAGGAUUCCAAGGCAAAAGCUGGUUAGUAACAGAAGAGUAAUUUGCUUAACAAAUGUGGAGGCAUUUUCUCUCAGAGCAGCAGACCUUGAAGAAGUUACAGGCCUAUUUGCAAGAUUCUUUAGGAGUCCCCGUGUUCGAGGAGCCAUAAGGUAUGAGUCACCUUAUUGGAGAUGCUUUGCAGCAACAAGCAUUCAGGUUGCAUGGAAAUACAGAAUGAAAUGUCUUCGUCGUUCUAAAACUGCAUAAUCAAAUGAAAAUCUCAUUCGAUCCCUUGAAUCAAAUUGGGUCCACAAGCAGAGUGACGCACAUUGAUUCGAUCACCACCGAGACAGAUCUUGCCUCGCCGCCGUCGAAGGUCGCCGUUGAAGGUUGUGCCGCCGCCGUCGAAGGUUGCGUCGUCCUUCCUGAGAUAUCUCUUGUUGCUGUUCAUCUCUUUCUGGCUUUAGGGAUUUGAGUGGGACUUUGGUGUGUUUUCUGGUCUUGAAGGCGUUGAGAAACCAAACCCAAAAAUUUAUGAGAUUGCACUUGAGAGGUCUGGAAACAUUGCACCUGAACAAACUUUGCAUAUUUUACUAUAAUAGGUGAGGUAAGAUAAAGUAGGGUAGGUGAGAUAUGUUAUCCUGUUUUGUCAUUGCAAUUAUAGGCUUGUUAUUUAUUUGGUGUUGUUGGUUUAGUUCCCUGAUCGUGGUUUUGCUUUUGUUCAAGUUUUGGUGUGAUUCUUUGUGUCUGUUCUGGAGAUGUUUUGUUCAAGUUUUGUUCAAGUUCUCAGAAACUUAUAUAUUUGGAGAACUAUUGGAGACAGGUGAAGUGGAUUUAUGUUUAGAUUGGCAGGCAAAGCUUGUUUGGGUAACUGUUUGCAGAGCUGAAAAUACAAUGAAAGUAUGUAGGAUGAAGGAAACUCUUGGUUACUUUUGAGUUAAAAAUAAUUCUAGCAGUGUUGAAAUAGUUAUUCAAAUAUAGACCAAAUCUUCCUUAUGCUGCUGGGAAAAUUACCGUAUCCAGCAUUGCGGAAUGGGAUGAUAUUAAUAGAUGUCAUAUACUUGGCUUAUAAGGGAGCAUUUUUUUUUUGAAGGUUUCAAGUCAUGUUUGACUAGGGUGUUAUUUCUUCCCUUUUACUUCUAACAUCUGCUGGUGUUAUUUCUCCACACACUGUUGAAAGGUUGGUGUUCGCAUUUGAGUUGGAUCUGAUAAUGCUUAUGCAAUGGCCGGUAUUUAUUAGUCAGUAUGUUUCCUUCUUUGACAGGCAUUGGGAAAUGAACAUCUUUGUACUGCUUUCUCAGAUACCCUACUAGACUCCCGAGAGGUUAUCUUUCUCUGCAGGUUAUUGUCAAAUAUUAAACCAAAGUUUGUCAAAGUCUGCAUAAAAGAAUGCAUAUCAGACACUAACUUCACCAGCUUUUGUGAAUCAUGAUAGAAAUCAAGGGUUCCACGACCUUGAAAACCUAGCUAGAAUCAGGUUCACAUAUAUACUUGCAUCUCAUUCCUCACGUAUGAAUCAUCCAUCUUAGCUAUAUUAAUUACCAUUGACCAAUCCUCACGAGACUUACCUUUCCAACAUGAUCAGAAGACACUAAGUUUAGUUAGAACAUAAAAGAAAAUUAUUUGCUUAUAACCGAAACAAGCAAUAAUAUUCACUGUGCCUUUGAGUGAGUCCAUGUGCCAACAUAAAAGUCCAAUUUCUCGAAAAGAGUUGGUGUUUGAUUAUCCUAGUGGUUUUGCUGCUGCAUGUUUCUGGUUUCUGCACCUUUUCUAUUCCCUCCUAGUUUUACAGUGCUGAACGAUGAACCUUUUAUGACCCAGCAUUUUACUAUACACCAGACCCUUUUCCAUUGACUCUGAAAGCAACCUAACAUCCAAACAAGAAAACAACCUUCACCAUAAACCCCCCGAGCCUGAACCAGUUAAUCUUGCCGUGGAGACUUCUGUUAAGAAGAAUACUCAAACCCCCAGAAAAAGUGAACAUGUGAAGAUAGAACGUGAAUCAAAAAUCGGUUAUUUUCAUAAAAGUGACGGUUCUUCCAAAAACCAGCUUCGGUCUAAGUUACGCCUUGUUCGUGUGGGUUCAAAAUUUUCGCAUUCAGUACCGUUGGCACCUUCUUCUUUUGCUAGGUCAACGGUAAAGUCUGAUAACACUCAGAGAAUCCCUGCUGAACAUGAAAGCAUUGAAGUCCAAGGCAGAGGAUGCAAAAGGAGGUUUUUUGAACAGAAAGAGGCUGAGGAAGUGAUACCGUUGAUAUGUAAAAGUUCUUCACCAGAAUCAGUGCUUUAUCAAGCAAGCAAUCACUUCUCUAGUCAACACAAGAGGAGAGUGCGAUGUAUUGCUGUGUGUCCUGUAAAUGAUCACCAAUUUGUCACCAGUGCUUUGGAUGGAGUGGUCAACUUGUGGGAAAUUCAUUCGUCACAGUCUGGAGCUUGUCUUCUCCGAAGUACAAAUUGUAUAUCCCCACAGCAGAGAUGGCCAGAAGACAUAGUUUGGCACCCAGACGGAAACACCUUGCUCUCGGUAUAUAGUGCUGAUGGUCGAGACUCUCAAAUAUCAGUUACGGAUUUCGGUAGAGUAAAAACUGACGGGGUUGGAGAACAAAACAGUCAAGUUUAUAAGCUGCAAUCUUGGAUCAGAUGGAUUUUACAUUGCCAGAAACUGUCGAAACUCUUACACCAGCUACUUCUGGGAUUGAUCCUUUACCUCCUUACAUGGCUACAUCAUCAACUGAGCAUAGUAAAGGUCGGUCAGAUGUGUGGGAGCAUUUUACCAAACAAGAUCCUUAUUCUGAGAAGAAGGCUAAGUGCAAUUACUGUGGUGAUUUGAUUAAAUAUUUGGCUGGAACAAGUGGGAUGAGGAAUCAUUUGAUAAGAUGCAAGGAAAAUCCAAAUAGAGAAGCAUUCAAAAGGAAAAAAAUGUCAUCAUCAACUACAGAAGGGGCUAGUGCUGGCCCUUCACCAACAAUUUCUAAGUUUGACCAAAAUGCAUCUCGAAUGAAGUUGGUGAAGAUGUUUGUGAAGUCCGAGCUUCCUUUUUGAUUUGUGGAAGAUGAAGACUUCCGUGACUUUGUACGAUCCUUGCAGCCACGGUUUGAGGUCCCAUCCCGCACUACAUUGAGGCGUGAAAUGUGGGAACUCUAUGAAGAGGAAAAAGCAAAGUUAAAAAUUUUUCUAUCAAAGCAGUGUGGGAGGGUUUGCUUAACUACAUACACAUGGACUUCAAUCCAAAACCUAAACUACAUGAGUUUAACAGCUCACUUUAUUGAUGAAGAUUGGAAGCUUCAUAAGAAAAUUUUGAAUUUUUCUCAAACAACAGGUCAUUCAGGGGAGCUCAUUGCUAAACAUGUUGAGGCUUGUUUAAAUAACUGGGAGUUGAAGCGAGUCCUUAGUGUCACUGUGGAUAAUGCUACAGCAAAUGAUGUUGGGGUCCAAUACCUCAAAAGAAGGAUGUUAUCAUGGAAUUGUCUUGUCUUAAAGGGAGAAUAUGUUCAUAUGCGUUGUUGCGCACAUAUAUUAAGUUUGAUUGUGAAGGAUGGGUUAAAAGAGAUAAAAGAUUCAAUUUCAAAAAUUCGAAGUGCAGUUAAAUAUGUCAAAUCUUCUCCAGCUCGAUUUGCUAGAUUCAAGGCCUGUGUUGAACAAGAGGGAAUUUCUUAUAGAGGUCUUGUCUGCCUUGAUGUUGAAACCAGAUGGAAUUCAACUUAUCUAAUGUUAGAGGCAAGCUUGAAGUACAAAGAUGCCUUUGUCUUGCUAGAUAUGCAAGAUAAGAAGUUUGGUGCUGAAAUGGCCAAAAGUAGUGGUGUGCCACUAGAAGAGGAUUGGGAAUAUGCGAGGUCUGUUCUACCAUUCUUAAAGAUGUUUUAUGACUCUACCAUGCGGAUUUCUGGUUCUUCUUACGUCACUAGUCAUAUGUAUAUGAAGGAAGUGUUUGGAAUUGGUAAAAAGAUUCGACAAUAUUCUGAGAGUAGUGAUGUGAGCAUAAAAUUGAUGGCAAUGAGGAUGAAGGGUAAGUAUGGCAAAUAUUGGGGAAAUCCCAAUGGAAUUAAUAUCUUAUUAUUGAUUGCUGUUGUGCUUGACCCAAGGAGUAAGUUGGAUUUUGUUAAUUACUUCAUUGACUAUAUAUUUGAACCUAGCAUGGCCAGUGGAUUGAAAUCAAAAUUAUUGUCAUCUUUAAAAACACUUUAUGAUCAAUAUCAAGGGGUUGAGGAGGGUUCUCAAAGUAGCCAACAAGAAUCCCAACUAGAUGAUGAAGAUGAUGAUCCUCAUGGCAUGAGCUUCUACCUAAGAGCUACAGGACGUAAAUUUGAUUAUAUAUCAGAGCUUGAUAAAUAUUUGAGAGAGGAUCCUGAACCUUAUACAAAGUCAGUUGAGCUUGAUGUUUUACAUUGGUGGAAGGUCAACUCAACUAGAUUUCCUAUCCUUGCAAACAUGGCUCGAGAGGUGUUAGCCAUUCCCAUCUCUACCGUAGCAUCAGAGUGUGCAUUCAGUACAGGAGGAAGGGUGGUUAAUCCUUAUCGUAGUUGCCUAACGCCUAAAAUAGUGGAAGUACUUGUUUGCACACAAGAUUGGUUAAGAGGAACACCUUUCUCUAUACUUUUUAAUGAGGAUCCUAAAGAGCUUGAUGAAUUUGAGCAAGAUAUAACUUCUCAAGACGAAGUGGGACCUUCAAGUGCAAUUAAUUUAGAUGAUUGAAGAUGUAUUAAGAUGUAUUAACAUUUUGAUGUUGUUUAUGGGAGAACCUACUGGAGAACCUAUGUAUUAAAAUGUAUAAAUAUUUGAUUUUGGUGUAUUGAAGUAUGAGGCUUAUUUCAAGUA
This is a messenger RNA of Vigna unguiculata (cowpea), 7120 nucleotides long. Its product is annotated as putative cyclic nucleotide-gated ion channel 20, chloroplastic. Gene Ontology annotation, biological process: monoatomic ion transport; transmembrane transport. The record is from RefSeq and is a predicted model, not a curated record. Gene Ontology annotation, molecular function: monoatomic ion channel activity. Gene Ontology annotation, cellular component: membrane. Lineage: Eukaryota; Viridiplantae; Streptophyta; Magnoliopsida; Fabales; Fabaceae.